Dromaius novaehollandiae (emu) is the source of this 937-nucleotide messenger RNA. Its product is annotated as ubiquitin carboxyl-terminal hydrolase 36-like. Gene Ontology annotation, cellular component: nucleus; cytosol. Gene Ontology annotation, biological process: regulation of apoptotic process; protein deubiquitination. NCBI's taxonomy places the organism in Eukaryota, Metazoa, Chordata, Aves, Casuariiformes, Dromaiidae. The record is from RefSeq and is a predicted model, not a curated record. The coding region runs from base 455 to 937 and encodes 160 amino acids. The transcript has 5 exons. Gene Ontology annotation, molecular function: cysteine-type deubiquitinase activity.
GGCUGCUCGAAAGACGAUAAAAUUUCGGAGGAGGGCAUCACAGGUUCUUGGUAUUCCUUCCCAGCCGGGUUUCCCUAAUGCACGACCGCUGCGAGACCUGAUGUGGUCACUGUUGAACCGGGAGAAGAGGAAAACUACUACAGAGCACCGUGAAAGCAAUAUGAGCUAGUCGGGCUAUUCCCGUGCACCUCCCUGCAGAAGAGGGCUUGGCAGUAGUCCUUCAGGUGCUUCAUCAGAAAAUGCCUGCUAGUGCAGGCUUACUGGUUAAUGCUUAUGCGCACAGACUGGGCUGUUGGCACCUUUGGAGAAGAGAGCGUGGAACGGAGAGCAGAGACCGCACUUCCAACUUGGAGAUUGCUGGUGCUUAAGGUUUUCCACAGGUACAUAGGUAUCUCGCACUAGCCAGAGGUGGUUUCUUCCUUGACUCUUCACAGGUCGUGAGCAAGGCUUCUGCAUGCUGUGUACGAUGGAAGCUCACGUUAAGCAUGUCCUGUUCUGCUCUGACAAUGCCGUCGAGCCUACGGCUGUCUUCAGUGACCUUAGACGAAUAGGGGAGCAUUUCUGUUUUGGCAGACAGGAAGAUGCUCACGAAUUCUUAUGUUACACCGUGGCUGCUAUGCAGACUGCUUGCUUGAAUGGAAGCACCAGCUUGGACACGUCGUCGCAAGCCACCACGGUCAUUCACCAAAUAUUUGGAGGAUUCCUAAGAUCCAGAGUAACGUGCUUGAGCUGCCAAGCAGUUUCAGAGUCCUAUGAGGCCUUCCUCGAUAUCCCGUUGGAGAAGCAGAAGUUACCCUUUGCUUUGCUUCAGAAAGACAAACGAGACGAGGAGACGCAGCUCUGGGUUGUGCAGCUAAUGAACCCUGAAGUCACCCAAAGCUUGGAAAAGAGUACCUUUGCUUCUCAGAGCGGAAUCUGUGUCAUUCUGUUCAGCUAG